This is a messenger RNA of Rhincodon typus (whale shark), 597 nucleotides long. Its product is annotated as secreted frizzled-related protein 2-like. Gene Ontology annotation, biological process: non-canonical Wnt signaling pathway; negative regulation of canonical Wnt signaling pathway; canonical Wnt signaling pathway. Gene Ontology annotation, molecular function: Wnt-protein binding. The record is from RefSeq and is a predicted model, not a curated record. The transcript has 3 exons. NCBI's taxonomy places the organism in Eukaryota, Metazoa, Chordata, Chondrichthyes, Orectolobiformes, Rhincodontidae. Bases 1 to 597 code for a protein of 198 amino acids.
AUGCCUGGUUGUACGCGGGAAUGUCUUCUUUCGCUGAUCUGUGCCCUGUCAUUCGCGCUAAUCGAUUGCUUUGACAUUGGAAUAUCGACCAAGUGCGUGUCCGUGCCGAAAGAAAUGGGCUUAUGUCAGGAUGUCGGAUACACGGAGAUGAGGCUUCCAAAUCUGAUGGGCCACACGACACUCAGAGAAGUUAUCCCAAAAUCUGCUGAAUGGGAGUCGCUGCUUCGCACUGGCUGUCACACUCACAGCGCCACGUUUCUCUGCUCCUUGUUUGCUCCAGUCUGUUUAGACACGUUCCUCCAGCCUUGCAGGAGCCUGUGUGUAGCUGUCAGGGAUAGUUGUAGCCAAGUGCUUACCUGCCACGGACAGUCCUGGCCCGAUGCCUUUGACUGUGAUCGAUUCCCCGCCGAUGAGGACACCUGCCUCACAUCCAUCAGCACAGAAUCUUCGACUUAUCGAAAAUAUAAGGCAAAAUUGAUGGCCAUCUUUGCAGACAGGGACCUGAAGGUCCUGGUGGGCAGUAAGGUGCAGAGAAAAGCAGACCCCUCCAACAAGAACCAGCCGACAAGGCCACGACACCAGAGCCUGUCAGCUUAG